Messenger RNA from Labrus bergylta (ballan wrasse), 6879 nucleotides. It is a transcript of the gene epha8, whose product is annotated as eph receptor A8. The record is from RefSeq and is a predicted model, not a curated record. Gene Ontology annotation, molecular function: transmembrane-ephrin receptor activity; protein binding; ATP binding. Gene Ontology annotation, biological process: ephrin receptor signaling pathway; protein phosphorylation; axon guidance. Lineage: Eukaryota; Metazoa; Chordata; Actinopteri; Labriformes; Labridae. Gene Ontology annotation, cellular component: dendrite; plasma membrane.
GAGCAACGCCGGCUGAUCCCGCGCUCUAAUUGGCUGGUGAGACUUUGACUGACACGCAUGUCCCUCCCCCCCUCCGGCUGCCUACGGAAAGUGUAUGUAUGAAUGUGUAUGUGUGUGUAAGGGAGCCGGCAGACUGAAGCGAGCCACAGAGGCAGCCUCCAACUCCAACCCAAUGAGCUCGCAGCCCUCACACUCACACACACUCUCCUUACACACACACACACGCACACACACUCUCUUCAGCGCCGGCUCUCGCGCUCGAUUCAACCCUGGGACUCAGAAGAAGAAGGAGGAGAGGAAGCGGAGAGAGAGAGAGAGGCAGCGAGCGGCAGAGAGGGAGAGUGAGGGUGUAAGAGAGGAGAGAGGGGGAGAGAGGCAGAGGGAGACUGGCAGGGUGUGAGGGAGAACACCAUGGCUUCAGAUCCGGGGCUGGCUGCGAUGCUGCUGUGGACUAUAUCACUACAAGCUGUUGGCACCGCAGGAAGUAACAGCAAUGAAGUGAGUCUCCUGGACACGACCACGUACACGGGAGACUGGGGCUGGCUAACGUAUCCAUCACAUGGGUGGGAUGCCAUUAAUGAGAUGGAUGAGUACUUCAGUCCUAUCCACACAUACCAGGUUUGUAAUGUGAUGAGCCCCAGCCAGAACAACUGGCUGAGGACGGUCUGGAUCCCUCGAGAGGGAGCGAGGAGGAUCUACAUCGAGGUCAAGUUCACCCUGAGGGACUGCAACAGUAUGCCUGGAGUGCUGGGCACCUGCAAGGAAACCUUCAACAUGUACUACUACGAGUCUGACAGAGCGGUGGGCUCAUCCAUACGGGAGAACCAGUUCAUUAAGAUUGACACCAUCGCUGCUGAUGAGAGCUUCACCGGGGUGGACCUGGGAGUCCGACGGCUUAAACUGAACACCGAGGUGCGAGGUGUCGGCCCUCUGAGCAGGCGAGGCUUCUACCUGGCCUUCCAGGACAUCGGAGCCUGCAUCGCCCUCACCUCUGUGCGGGUGUACUACAAACGCUGUGUGGGUGUGAGCCGAAACCUGGCUGUGUUCACUGAUGUGGUGACAGGAGCAGACUCGUCCUCUCUGGUGGAGGUGAGGGGACAGUGUGUGGAUCACGCAGAGGAGAGGGACACACCGAAGAUGUACUGCAGCGCUGAGGGGGAGUGGCUGGUGCCCAUCGGGAGGUGUGUUUGUUCUGCAGGAUUUGAGGAACACAGGGACUCUUGCGUGGCAUGUGAGGUGGGCUUCUAUAAACCGGUGGCGGGAGACGGCCUGUGUGGUAAAUGUCCUCAACACAGCCACUCAGAGACCAGAGCUGCCCUCUCCUGCCCCUGCGACUCCAACUACUAUCGAGCAGCGGAUGACCCAGCAGCAGCUCCUUGCUCCCGCCCUCCAUCUGCUCCAGUCAGCGUCAUCUCCUCAGUCAAUGGGACGUCUGUAAAUCUAGAGUGGGAUCGCCCUCUGGAUACCGGCGGUCGCAGCGACCUGCAGUACGGCGUGUUGUGUCAGAAAUGCUCAGGGGAAGGAGGGCUCUGCGAGGACUGCUCAUCCUACCCCGGAGGCUCCGGUGGGGGGAAAACUGGAGCGAGUAUAGGGGUCGGGGGAGGAGGAGGAGGAGGAGGUGGAGGAGGAUUGGUGGAGCGUACAGGAACUGCAGCUGUUCGAUUCGUUCCCCGGCAGACAGGCCUGACAGAGCCGUGGGUGACGGUGCUCAAUCUGGUGGCUCACACCAACUACUCCUUCCGUAUCCUGGCCAUGAACGCGGUGACACACCUGAGCAAUGAGCCGUCGCUUUACGCCGUGGCCAACAUCACAACAAACCAGGCAGCUCCCUCGGAGGUCAUGGCGAUCCGUCAGGAGAACACCAGUCAAGACAGUGUGAUUCUGAUGUGGCAUGAACCCCACCAGCCAAACGGAGUGAUUCUGGAGUACGACAUCAAGUACUAUGAGAAGCUGUCUCCUUUACAGGACAAUGAAGAGCAAAGUUACUCCACUCUGAAGUCUAAAAAUACCAGUGCCCGUGUGUCAGGGCUGAAGCCGGGCACUAAGUACAUCUUCCAGGUCCGAGCCAGAACAUCAGCUGGCUGUGGACGCUUCAGCCAGAACGUGGAGAUCCAGACUGGGAAAGCAGCUCCUCUGCGCUACAACACCAUGUCCAUAAUCUGGAUCUGCAUGGCCCUGGUAUCCUGCCUGGUCACCUUUCUGGCCAUCAUAAUCUGCAGGAAACGGCAAGGCUACACUUUACCACACUACCCAUCGCUGCUACACUGUGGCUACAGCAAAGCUUUCCAGGACUCUGACGAGGAGAAGAUGCAUUACCAGAACGGUCACGUGUCAUUCCCCGACACGAGGUUCUAUAUCGACCCGCACACAUACGAGGACCCCUGCCAGGCGGUGCACGAGUUUGCCCGAGAAAUUGAAGCUUCCAGGAUCAAAAUAGAGAAAAUCAUUGGUUCAGGGGAGUUUGGGGAAGUUUGUUACGGUCGUAUGAGACUUCCGGGGAAGCGAGACAUCCCAGUGGCCCUGAAGACCCUGAAGGCAGGAUACACGGAGAAACAGAAGAGGGACUUCCUGGCUGAGGCGUCAAUCAUGGCACAGUUUGACCACCCCAACGUCAUCCGCCUGGAGGGAGUGGUGACCCAGAGUAAACCAGUGAUGAUCAUCACGGAGUACAUGGAGAACGGCUCUCUGGACUCCUUCCUCAGGAGACACGAUGGCCAGUUCACCAUCAUCCAGCUGGUGGGCUUGCUGCGUGGCAUUGCAGCUGGUAUGACCUACCUGUCUGACCUGGGCUACAUCCACAGAGACCUGGCUGCCCGGAACAUCCUGGUCAACAGCAACCUGGUGUGUAAGGUGUCUGACUUCGGCCUGUCCCGGGUACUGGAGGAUGACCCCGACGCCGCAUACACCACCAGUGUGAGUUUUCACAUUGAGGGCGGGAAAAUUCCAAUCCGCUGGACGGCCCCGGAAGCGAUCACCUACAGAAAGUUCUCGUCCUCCAGCGAUGUGUGGAGCUACGGCGUGGUCAUGUGGGAGGUGAUGUCCUACGGGGAGCGGCCAUACUGGAACCUCACAAACAGAGAUGUGAUCAAAUCGGUGGAGGAGGGCUACAGGCUGCCUGCUCCUAUGGGCUGCCCUGGUGCUCUACACACACUCAUGCUGGACUGCUGGCAGAAGGAUCGUAACGAGAGGCCGCGCUUCUGCCAGAUAGUCACUGUUCUUGACAAGCUAAUCCGCAACCCAGAGAACCUGAAGUCUAUGGACACACUCUGCAGUCUAAGCAGUCCCCCACUGAUGGAGAGAGCUAUCCCAGACUUCAGUAGCUGUAACUCAGUAAACGAGUGGCUGGACACCAUAAAGAUGAGCCGUUAUAAGGACCACUUUGCAGCAGGGGGGUACCACACUCUGGGACAUGUCAUAAGCAUGAACCAAGGGGACAUCCAGAGGCUCGGGGUGACGCUGAUGGGCCACCAGAAGAAGAUCAUGACCAGCGUUCAGCUGAUGAGGGCGCAGGUACUCAACAAGAGCGUGCCAUCGGUGCACGUAUAACUCCACAUCUGAGGUUUCUUUCUGCUGAAAUCUAAAACCAAGGCUUCUGUAAGGUCUAGAGGGACUCUGUGGGAUUUUAAGAUGAUCUGUUUAACAGGAAAAGUGAAUAUAUGGGAACUUUACAAGACGUUUUUUCCUCAAGAAAUUGGAGAGCAAAACUUGAAAGGUACAAUAAACUUUGGAGAAGGCAAACACGACUUCAAUGGGACAAGUCCAACCUUUCAAUUCUUUUCCUAUCUGGUUACAUUUUCUGAGUUCAAUUGUCUCGUUUGUACAUGGAAAGACUGCCUUAAUUACCACAAAUUAUUUUCAUUUUAUUGCCUACAAAGAGAAGAUAAUUUAUCAAUCAUGAAUUUAUCAGAGAAAUAUGAUUUAGUGAACGAGCAAUAUCAAGUGUGAUGUGGUGGCUGGGGAUGGGGGGUUGUUUUCAAAUGUUCUGAAGACACACGCUGCCUUUCCUGCAGCAAACGCUCGAGGACAGCGAUGCCCACACCGAGGCUCGAGUCUGUGUCUCAAAGUGGAGAAAAGUGAGAUAGGGCUCACCUGAGUUGCCAGAUCAUCUCCACAGUGGAGAAGACCUAUUUCACCCAAGGCUAUUAAUACCAAUAACAGGCACAUUUCUCCGCAGCGCCCAACCUUGAUGAAUUUUCCUGUAGGAGAGCCGUGGAGCCCUCUGCCCAGUUUGAAGCCGCGCGGCGCACAACUACUGUACUUUGGAAGAUGUGUAUGAUUCAGUUACAGUGCACUUUAUUCUACAAUCUCUCUGUGUUUGAGAGGCUUUCCUGUUGUGUCACAAAUCUCCUCUCAGCCACAACUGGAGCCACAAUGUCGGUCCGUUAGAGAAUUAGUUUUAAACAUUAUUAACAGUAUAAAAACUAAAAUGAGUCAGAGAUAUCUAAUAUUUAUUAGUAGCUUGCUCAUGAGAUUUCUUUCCAAUAUUUCUGUUCUGCAGUGACAAUAAACUGAAAACAAAAAUAUAUUUAAAUUAUACAAAUACAUUUGAAAGGGAAUACAAAAUAUGAUUUAAGAUAUUUUAAUAGAUCCUGCAUCUGGUGCAUUUCUAAUAUAUUUGGACAUUCAUGUUUUAACAUUUAUUUCAUAUGCAAUGCUUCUUUUAAUGCAAUUAACAUCUUUUUGAAAUAUAGAAAAUAUAUUUGAUUUAUUCAGUACACUUCUAGCAAAGCAAACCUAAAUGAGUGUAAGGUUUAAAGUUGACUUUAAGAAUGAUCUAAAGUGAUUAGUGCAUUGGUUCCCAGCAUGGGGUCUGGGCCCCCCUAGGGGAGCACCAGAGAUCUCAGAGGGGGCGCGAAGCUCUGUUAAAAUUAGAUUUGCACAUAUUAAUUAAAAUUAUGAUUUAAAAAAAAAAAAAAAAACAUGCUAGGAAGUUUAUGCAAAGGUCUUUCGGUAGAAGAUGUGUGUUGCCUAUUCUGAAUAAAUCAGUGAAAAGAAUUAAAGUGUAGGUUAGUUUUUGACAGCAUAGUAUCGCUAGCCCUUCAUAGGGGGGCUCUAAGGUAAAAGGCUGGGAACCACAGGAUUAGCGUAUCACUUAGUAUACCUGACUGCUUAUCAUCAUGGGACUCAAGUUACAUGCAAACUGUUACAGUUACAUCACAAUCUGAGGAAACUUAGCAAUGGUAAAGAAAAAAAGCUUGAACAUCAGUAAACACUGAGCUUUAAUUAUUCCGUCAAAUGAAUUCAAAUUCACCUGAAACUACCAGAAAUAGAAUAAACGCACAAAGAAGGAAAACAACAUUGUUCCUUGAUACAUUACAACAUACCCCAAAAUGUGCUAGCCUACAGUUUUUUCCUGAAUUACUUUCACUUUCCGAAUAACGUAUUAAUUUUGUAUUUUGAGGCAUUCUUGAAGUGCAUUUGAAAUCUCCAAACCAUCGAGAAUGUAAAUAUUUCAUUACCUAAAUUAAUAUAAGUUUAUCUUUUUUUCUUUGUUAGCAUGGUAGCUAACACAAGUUCAUCAAGCAAAGCAGCUGCUAUUAACAGCCAAGUAUAUGCUAACUCGCUAACUAACUACAUGAUGUAGAGUGUAAGCUAAAUGUAGCAUACAGCAGGUUCAUUAGCUGAGCAGAAGGUUUGUUGGCUAACGGCUGUUAAAAUAUCUCAAUCUCAAACCAGUCGAUACGUUUUUGGACAGAACAUCAAUGACCUGAAGUUCUGUUUCAUUGCUAAACAAUGCCUGUUAGAAAUGAUUAUCUGAAGCGUACGACAUGGCUGCAACCGACCCACUUAGCAACAACUGUUAGCUGAAACUAAUACUUGUUGUGACAAAAUCAUGCCCAGAAAAACUUGUUAAAAUUUAACAGAUCAUGAUUUCUUUUUAUAAUGUAGCCCAUGACUUAACCUGUUAUCCAAAAUGUUAUACUUCCUCAAAGUUCCAUUAGAUGUUAAUCCUAAGAAAUCCUGAAUUAUUAAAUAUAACUAUAAUGUGCUUUUUAAGUUUCAACCAAAAUGAGACGUUCAUUAGGGUUGCUCGUCCACUAUCCCCGAGCUGCCCUUUCCACCAGCUCUUCUAAUUGGCCUAAUGUAAUGCUGGGAAGGUGUGUUACACCUGAAAGCCUUCCUACUCUUGGCAUUUAUGAACAAACCGGUGCAGAAGCUUGUUUAGUGCGGUGGAUGUUAUGGGAACGACAUCAGCGCUUAUUCCAUUCAUGUGCAAUAUUUCUAAACAUCCCCGGGGAGCCUCCUGGGAAUACAAAGUACAAAUAAGCUACGCAGACUGUAAAAUAAAGUGUUACUUCUGAUUAAAUGUGAUGGCACCGUUUGCCUCAGUUUUGGUGAAAAGUGAAGAAGAACAUGUAAGUAGAAUGUUUAUAUCUAAACGCUCUGAAAAGUACGUAACCAGCCCUGAUUUCUCCCCCCUCUGUGCCAUCAAGAGAAUGUCUUUUCUUGUGCACCUCGGUAGGUUUUCCUCUAGAUGAUUGAUGUCAGUUUUUAUUAGAGAAGAACCUCAUGAUAUCUCUUGAAUAUGUAUCAUAGUGGCAUUUCACUGCUGGUUUCAAAGAUUUCUUUGUUUUCUUUAGGAUGCUUUUAAAGACACUGGACUUGAACUGAAAACCCAUAUUUUAUAAAGUUAGCAUAUGUUUUUGCUAGAUGAAUUGAUUUAUAAUGUAUACGGCAAGUUCAGUCACUGGAAGGAAGAAAAAAAAAACAACCGGAUUUAUUCACAUGUCAUUAUUUAUUCAUUCUUGUUUGUUUUCCAAAUAAUACAACUCUGAGAGGUUUUAUUACAGUUGAUGAAUCAUCCUUGUUGCUAAUGAUAAAUGUGCAAACUGUCCAUAAUUACACAAUAAAGGAACGUUUGUCUGUGUGUGACUGCAA